GGGGUGUCCGCUGGUGUCGACCUCCGACCGCUCUGAAUGUUCUCUCGGCUCUGUCCUGUCACUGGGGCCGCUCUCUAAGGCACAUGGUGUUAGUGGACCGUUCAGUAACCGAACAUAUGCUGCCAUGAUUGCUUUGUGUCGCCUGGUUCACAGAGGGCUGCUGAGCAGCCGGCCGUCGUGCCGUCUUUUCGCCGGACAGGUGGAUGCGUCUCUCCCGGUCCGGACAGCCAGCUCAUCCAGUCCUGUCAACUUGACCUACGAUGUCUUUGACGGUAAGGGGGAGAGCACGCCUCUGGUGUUUUUGCACGGCCUCUUCGGCAGUAAAUCCAACUUCCAUUCAAUAGCCAAGUCCUUGGUGCAACGCACCGGCCGAAAGGUGUUGACUGUAGAUGCUCGUAACCACGGAAACAGCCCCCACACCCCUGAGCUGACCUACGAAGUGAUGGUUGCUGAUUUGAAACACCUCCUCGGCCAGCUGCACAUCGAAAAGUGCGUCCUCGUCGGCCACAGCAUGGGGGGAAAAACCGCCAUGACAACAGCUCUGACACAGCCGAGCUUAGUGGAGCGGUUGGUGGUCGUGGACAUCAGUCCAGCCCAGACCACCACACGUACAAACUUCCGCUACUAUAUCCAGGCUAUGCAGGAGAUGAAGAUCUCCACCGACAUCCCCAGGUCCACUGCCAGACGGAUGGCUGAGGAUCAGCUCCGAAGUUUAGUGAAGGAGCACUCUGUGCGUCAGUUCCUGCUGACCAACUUGGUGGAGGAGAACGGACAUUACUCCUGGAGGGUCAACCUGGAGGCCAUUGCUGCUCACCUUGAUGAAAUCAUGAGUUUCCCCAGCCUUGACUCUGUCUAUGAGGGACCAACGCUGUUUCUGGGCGGGGCCAGCUCUGCUUAUAUCAGCUCUGACGAUUACCCAGAAAUCCAAAGGCUGUUCCCCAACGCCGACAUCCAGUACAUCCCAGAUGCUAGCCACUGGAUCCACGCAGACAAGCCUCUAGAUUUCAUCAGCUCCAUCAUCUCCUUCCUCCAGUCUUAGCUGCCUCCAAGCCAAGCCUGCAGACUUUCCUUGUUAACGCUCAGCCCUUCUGAGCGCGGAGUGGAGUCCAUAACGAUCCUAACGUUCGCCAACGCAGGACCAAACCCACUCUCCUGCUGCAGCCAGUUUUACCUUUUUAACCCUAUCAGUGGUUGUAGUGUAGAUGACUUUAAUUUAUUCUCCCAGACACUUAGUGGUUGUAGAUUCUUCAGCUUGUUGACAUGUUUGAGUUGAUUUUUAGUUUAGCAUCAUGGGGCUAUUUUCGGAGGUAAUGUACUAAUCCAAAGAAACUCUCCUUUGCACUGUACUUUCUUUGUGUUUGGAUAUAGUAGAUCUCAAAACAUACACAACCCUGUUAGAAAGCCAUAAGAUAAUGAAUUUUAUGAUGCAUCCAGUAAAAGAAUCCCUAUUCAGAGGAUAAAAAAAAAAUAUUUUCGAAUAAAUUGAAGCAGCUUUCAAUUUUAUUUUAGCUUUUAAUCCACUUUAGUAACAGUCUGCCUAAACCACUUCCUGACAUGAAAAUAUUUUCCCAAUUUUGUUUUACAAAACUUCCUCCUUGAGUUUACGUAUCUCAUUUACAGCUCUCUGUUUUUAGAUGACUCCACAGAUUUUAAAAGCCAAAAUCCUGUUUUUCAACCAUUUGAAGUCAUAUUUUUGGACCCAGUGUAACACUUAGGCUUUAAUCCCUCCAUAAUCGUAUCAAUCUGAAGAGAAGUAGCACCCACAGCAUGACACAGCCACUGCCGUGUUUCACUGUAGUCAUGUUGCUUUGUGCCAAAUUCAUCUAUGAAAUUCUGGCCUAUUUUUUGUUU
Cyprinodon variegatus (sheepshead minnow) is the source of this 1851-nucleotide messenger RNA. It is a transcript of the gene abhd11, whose product is annotated as abhydrolase domain containing 11. The record is from RefSeq and is a predicted model, not a curated record. NCBI's taxonomy places the organism in Eukaryota, Metazoa, Chordata, Actinopteri, Cyprinodontiformes, Cyprinodontidae. The coding region runs from base 125 to 1039 and encodes 304 amino acids. Gene Ontology annotation, cellular component: mitochondrion. The transcript is spliced from 6 exons.